GUGACGAGUUAAAAAUGCCAGUGAUAGAAAAUCCUAUCAUGUGCACGUAAUAUUUCUUGUAGUGUCUACACAAACAUUACAUGACGUCUCUUUGUGAAGUGCAGCUUUUAAGUAUCUCAAGUUAAAGACCAGAGAAUGAAUUUGUUACCGAAGGAUCACAGUGAGUUUGUGAAGCCAGAGUACUGGGAGCAGUUCUUCAAGAAGAGAGGGGCAAAAGCUUUUGAAUGGUAUGGAGAGUACCCAGAAUUGUGCGGAGUACUCCACAAGUACAUCAAGCCACAGGACAAUAUCCUGGUAGUUGGCUGUGGUAACUCUCAGCUCAGUGCAGACCUAUAUGAUGUUGGCUAUCACCGGAUAGUAAACGUAGAUAUCAGUGAUACUGUCAUCAGACAGAUGCAAGACAAAAAUGAACAACAGAGACCUGAUAUGGAGUUUCUGAAAAUGGAUGUCUUAAAUAUGGAGUUUUCUGAUGGAGAGUUUACUGUAGCACUAGAUAAAGGUACUCUUGAUGCAUUAAUGGUGGAUAGCUCAGAGAAAGUGGUCAGUGAUGUGGAACAGAUGUUUAACGAGAUAGACAGGGUACUUAAGCUGAUGGGACGAUACAUUUGUAUAUCUCUGCUACAAGAACAUAUCCUUGAUAAAGUUAUCCACUUCUUUUCAGAAAAGGGCUGGGCAGUGAGAAUACAUCGUAUACAUACAGAAGAAUCGGGAAACUCAGACAGAGAGUUCCACAUGCCAGUGUUUGCAAUGAUAUUUACCAAGUUUAAGAAAAAUCCAAAAUUACAACAGAUACUGGAGGUGUGUUCUAAAGAAGAUAAGAAUGAAAGAUUAGGCAGUGUAGAGGAAGUUGUUGGUCUUGUCAAGGAAAUGCAAUACUAUGCUGUUAUACGACAGAGAAUCUCAAAAAGAAAAGUAACAGAAGAGCAGUUGUCCCUGUCCCUGUACACGGAUAUGGCUGCCACUCCCAGAUAUACUCUCACUAUUGUAGACUCCACCGACAAAAUGGCCAACAAAUUUGCUAUCUUCAUAGUACCACAAGGAAGAGAGACCGAGUGGAUGUUCUCUACCAGUGCUGGUCGUGUUCAGCUGUCAUCUAGUGCUGGGUUUGAGCGUCUGGUUGUGGUUACCUUACAUCGUAAUCAUACAUACACCGAUCUGAACGCCAUACAGUCUGAACUGUCUACCAAGGUGAUGGAAUUAUCGCCACCUAGCUUCAAAACUGGAACAAAGGUAUAUGUAUAUAGUUCUUGGUAUCGGAUGUUACCUGUCAUUCAUAGAUUAUAUAGAUGUGGCUAAAGAACAUACAUUUAG
Molecule: messenger RNA, 1311 nt
Organism: Mercenaria mercenaria
Lineage: Eukaryota; Metazoa; Mollusca; Bivalvia; Venerida; Veneridae
Product: eEF1A lysine and N-terminal methyltransferase-like
Exons: 8
Coding region: 136-1296 (386 amino acids)
Molecular function (GO): S-adenosylmethionine-dependent methyltransferase activity
Source: RefSeq, a predicted model, not a curated record